AUGACAUCACCUAGUGAUAUCGUCACUGUGCUCAGUAUACGCUAUGGUAGUGUUGGCUGUGAUAGUGGUGGUCUAUAUGGUGGUUGUGUUACUGAUUUUAGGUUGGAGAUUGUGAAGCCUUCAAGAACAGCACAAAGUGGGCGCCCCAAUGGAAAUCAAGGUCUAUUUGCUACUUCCAAUGGAAAACAACCAUUUGAUUUCCCUGCAAUCAAAUGUGCUGCAUGUGGUAGUCUGACAUGCCAAUGCAGCCUCAGAUGUUCUGUUAAGCCAUCUUCCAAUGAUUUUUCUUCAAAAAGAUUAUCUGAUCGUGAUGACUCUGGUGAUUCUAAACUUGAUGGUGGGGUUAAAUAUCCUUUGACAUCUCAAACAAGAGGUUUACAGCUGGAUUCAUAUGGGCAUGAAUGUGUUCGCAAUGAAGACAAUUCUCAGCAAAGAGUCUCUUCCCCGGCCACAACUGCUGCCAUUGAUAAAGGAUGGAUUUCACCUGUUAAUAUGUCGCCAAACAAGGUUUUGCGUGUUGCCAUGCUAAAAAGCCGCUUUGCAGAUACUAUCUCCAGAGCUAGACAUCAUACUCUCCUGGAUCAUGGCAAGAAGAUUAAUCCUGUGAGUGGGCAAAAAGAAAGGGAAAGACUGGAAAGGCAGCAGUGUGAAGAGAAGGCUAGGAUUACAGUUGAAAAUAAAACUGCUGUAGCAGCCUCCCGAAUGAGGGUAGAGACAGAGUUGAGGACGCAACGUGAGAGGGAAAGAAAAGCAGCCAGAAUUGCAUUAGAAAAGAUGGGAAAAACAGUCUAUUUCAACGAGAAUCAAGUUAUUAUGGAGUUUGAAGCAAUAAUUGGAGGCAUCACAGUGUAACUCUCUGGAACAGCUUGGGUUGUACAUAAAGGAUGAUCACAUGGAAGAAGAUGAAGUGGAGGCAAUUCUGGAAGGAGAAGAGGGGAAAAUUCUUUCGUAAUCCUAGCUGCAUAUAUGUGUAGUUUGAGGUGUUAAUUGUAAAUUAGUAUUCUUUUUGUGGGCUGUUAGGGAACGAAAGGCAAGAUCUCUAAUUAGUCAAAUGAACAUUGUAAGUACAACUUGUGCAUAUUUUUUGUAGAUGCAGUCAAACGAAGAUUUAAUACAGCUUGUGAAUAAUUUUUUGUGUAUUUAGUAUUUGUCUUGUAAAUCAAGUAUGUCCAGCAUGGUGCUGCCAUUGGAUUGAAAUUGGGAUGCGUAUCAUAAUAACUCAGAAUGCAGCAAU
Messenger RNA from Olea europaea var. sylvestris, 1234 nucleotides. RefSeq names its product transcription factor GTE12-like. Bases 1 to 852 code for a protein of 283 amino acids. The transcript is spliced from 10 exons. The record is from RefSeq and is a predicted model, not a curated record. NCBI's taxonomy places the organism in Eukaryota, Viridiplantae, Streptophyta, Magnoliopsida, Lamiales, Oleaceae.